AUGAGAACUUAAGACAAGCCAAGCAAGUAAGGAGGGUUGUACAGUUUGAAUCUGGGAUAGAAUAAUGGCCCUUACCUUCCAAAAGACAUAAUGCUCACUAAUUAGAAAUCUCUAAAGGUUUGAUAAUGUAACAGCUUAGCUCCUCCAAGGAGAUGAAGUCAGCAAGUCAGUGUCUCAUGUCCUUGCUAGAGCUGGGAUGGGAUAGCUGUAUGAACCUCCAGACAUCUAUGAUGAGAAAUCGAAAUAGUUUGUAAACUUAGAUGAGAAAUACAAAACCAGAAUGAGUGCAAGUGAUAAUGUAGCAGCCAUGAGUACACUGUAUACAACAUCGAUCAAAUAGCUCCAAGAUUCAUUGGCUGAGUAUAAGGAAUUAAUAAAGAAGACUGAAGUAAUCAAUAUACUCAAAAUCUAGGAAGAACUGAAAGCAAUGAAUGAAAAAAUUAACAAUGACAACAUUACCAAUAUAAGAGAGCUGUAGCCUAUGCUCAAGGUAUUUCAUGGUAAAUUGAAGGAGAAAUUGCACGAAGAAAAAAAUGAGAAUUACAAACUCAUGAGAGAGAUCGAAGCAUUAAAUAGAGAGAAGUUGCAGAUACAGUAUUCAAUCAAAUUAAAUUAGAUAAUCUAUUCUAUUUUCUCAUAAGAGAAUUAUGGAUUUAGAAAAACUUGUUGGCAUAUAGCACAAAACAGAAUCACUUUAUGCAGAGAAAAUUCAUGAGGAAGAGGAUAUUAAUGAUGAUGAAGAUGAAUAGCAUUCAGACAAAGAUUUAGAUUCUUAAAUGUCAGAAUCUUAAGACUGAUUUUUGCAAUCAAAUUAAUGAAUAUAAAUUUUUAAAAUAAC
This is a messenger RNA of Paramecium octaurelia, 838 nucleotides long. The record is from the annotation of a GenBank genome assembly. Lineage: Eukaryota; Ciliophora; Oligohymenophorea; Peniculida; Parameciidae.